This is a messenger RNA of Scylla paramamosain (green mud crab), 6795 nucleotides long. Its product is annotated as ubiquitin-protein ligase E3C-like. The record is from RefSeq and is a predicted model, not a curated record. Gene Ontology annotation, molecular function: ubiquitin protein ligase activity; protein binding. NCBI's taxonomy places the organism in Eukaryota, Metazoa, Arthropoda, Malacostraca, Decapoda, Portunidae. Gene Ontology annotation, biological process: protein polyubiquitination; ubiquitin-dependent protein catabolic process. The transcript has 20 exons. The coding region runs from base 270 to 3491 and encodes 1073 amino acids.
UUCACUUCCAUUCGUUCCUAUACGUUAUCACCGGUGCAUUUUUCUCCGCUUCUUUUCCUAUUGUUUUUUUUUCAUCCUGUAUCAAAUUCCUUUAUUGGGAAAACGAAGAGAAGGAUAGCUGGAGAUGGAGAGGGAGGGAAGUGUCAUGUCACAGUGAAUGCAGCGGUGGUAGUGGUGGUGGUGGUCAUCCUUCCACCUUGCUGUUACACCACAUGACCGCCACAAUUCCGAGCCUGGAUGGUGGUAAAGGGAUUUCCUGAAAGAUCACCAUGUGGAGCUUUGAGGGAGAUUACCGUAGGAAGCCUCAGCAGAGGCUGGGUGGGGCAAGCAAGACCCGCAACAUUGAACGUUCAGACCUCCUCAACCAGCUGAAGGCGGACCGGGAGGAACGGGAGAGACAAAGACGCAGAGAAGCAGCUGCAGUGACGCUGCAGGCCUGGGCUCGAGGUGUGUUGAGCCAGCGCCGCACCAAGCUUGACCUGCGCCACCAGUAUGACUCCUACUUGGCACUCACCAAAGCACAGGGGAUAUCGGAAGGCUCAGCCAUCAGACUGAUUGCCUUGCUGAUCAGGAUAUUUCACCCCCAGGAAGACAGUGAUAGAUUGCUUGCUGUCUGUCAGCUGGUGAUAAGGGAACAGAAGCAGCUGGCUGAGUGGGUAUGUGGCUCGUGUGAACGAUGGACAUACUUGUUGCCGCGUCUGGCUAACAUGGCACUCAUGGUCAUCACACACCCUGUGCAAGGUGAAGGUGACAACCCUGUGUCACACGCUGGACCCCUGCGCCUUCUGGAGAUUGUCCUGGCACCAGACUCGUGGUCCACCAGGCUAUCUCCAUCCCACCAGCACCUCUUCCUCUCUGCAGUGUACUCACAUCUCAUCAAUAAAGGUUUCUACCACCAAAUUGUUCAGCUGCUAAUUACUCGUGUUCCUGAGGUGUAUGAAUCCUCCCAGGAGCCACCCACCCCCCUGGCUGAUGCUCUGCUGCAUCUCCUGCUGAAGCCUCUCACCUUUGCCAGCAGCAUGACAGACACAAUGCUCCUGUAUUGCGUGUUGGCAGAGAUGUGUCAGCAUGUAUUGGGUGAAGCAGUCCACAGCCAGAUCUCUAAUUACAUCAUCCCCUGUUUGGCCUCCAACACAAAAUACAAGUUGCCCAUGGACAGGAUGGUGGCUGUGCUGGUCACCCACUCUCUCAAGUUCAUGGAUACUUGUCCAGCUCCCGCCCUCCUGUACUCUCUCCUCAUGCUUGUACGCUCUGGUGCUGAUUUUCAAGAUGUUACCUCUCUUUGCAAUUACUUACAAGCCAUUGGAGAACUGCUGGGAGGAACCACAUCCUACCUGACCUGCAGUGAUGCAGAGGUGGACUCUGAUGAUGAGGAGGAAGACACAAUGGACUCCUCAAAGCCUCUCAAUCCAGUUUUAUGUAAGCUUGCAGAGGAGUGUGUGUCAGUGGUGAACAGCACUGAGCAUGUUGGGUGGCUGCUCAGUCAGGUGGAGCGGUAUGUGUCUCCCGAGGUGUUGCUUCAUUUCUCCCGUCUCACACACCACCUCCUCACCGCUCCAUCCCUGCAGCUCCAUCAGUGCAGGCUGCUGUACAGUGUGGUGGUGCGACGGCAGCUGUUGCGGUCCAUGUGGGUAGUGCUCUCCAGCCUGCAACAGGGGGCACCUCUUCCAGGCAGUGUCACAAACUCUCACCCGGCAUUUGGAGUGCGAGGUACUCCACUGUUGCAGGUUCUAGCACGAGGGUCUCCUCUAGCCCCAUACGAGCGGGACACACUGGUGCCCCUCCUGGCCACCUUCUGUGCCACACUCACAGCUGUCCUCUCCACACUCCAUGAUGCAGAAUUCCUUGGACAAUCUGAUGAGGCUCAAGAGGUAUAUUUACAAAAGCCCACACAAAGCCAGUUCCCAUUCUCUGUGGAUGAACUUGUGAAGAUGUCAGCCAGCCUGCGGGACGUGUGUGUGGGGCUGGUGGAGCUGGCUCACCCAGACACACGCAUGUCAGCCAUCACUGACACCUCCUACACCUCCAUGUGGGCACACUGCUUUAAGGUGUGUGUUGGAGUGGUGCGGCAGAUACACCUGCGGGACACCAGGAGGAUGUUCUGUCCCAGCGGCCACUGGCUCAGCUCCCGAGUCACCCUGCCACUGAACAACUGUCAGACAGUGUCCUUCAUACCACGCACUAACAGGAGACAGAGGAGGCUUUUUAUGCCACAGAGGCUGCUUACAAGGAACGAAUUAGAAACGGAGGGUCCUCCACUGUCUGUCACUGAUGAACGGAGAGGUACCAUUCUGAGAGAAAUUCCCUUUGUCAUUCCCUUCGAGUCCCGGACGCAAGUGUUCAGCAGGUUGGUGGGAAUUGACCGCAGCAUCAGUCAGAUGGGGGCAGAGUUUAAUGAGAGGCCUGUGAUUAAUGUUGCCAUCAGGAGAAGUCACCUCUAUGAAGAUGCUUUUGAAAAAAUAUCACCUAAUAAUGAGCCCAACCUGCGGCUGCGCAUGAAGGUCCGCCUGAUGAAUGCAGUGGGCCUCAAUGAAGUGGGCAUUGACGGAGGUGGAAUAUUCCGCGAGUUUUUGUCUGAACUUCUUAAGACUGCCUUUGACCCUACAAGAGGCUUCUUCUUGUUGACCCUGGACAACACUCUCUACCCCAACCCAGGGGCACAUCUCAUUGCAGAGAACUACCAGACCCACUACUACUUUAUUGGGAGGAUGUUAGGCAAGGCACUGUAUGAAAACCUGCUGGUGGAAGUACCACUGGCAGGAUUCUUCCUCUCCAAGCUGCUAGGUCGGUCCUCUUCCUCGGCUGAGAUUCACCACUUGGAUUCUCUGGAUCCAGAGUUGUGCCGCAACCUGCUCUCCCUCAAGACCUACCAAGGGGACGUGCAGGACUUGGGGCUGGACUUCACGGUCCUCAACUCAAACCUGGGACAGAAUACAAUUGAGGAGUUGAUCCCCAAUGGCACUAACAUCCCUGUAAACAAUGAAAACCGCAUUGAGUACAUUUAUCGUAUGGCUGAUUACAAGUUAAACAAGCAGAUUGCAAAGCAGAGUCAAGCUUUCAAAAAAGGCGUGGUAGACGUUGUUCCCCUGGAAUGGCUUCAGAUGUUUGAUUGGCGAGAACUUCAGAUGUUGAUAUCUGGUGCUUCUGUUCCUAUUGACCUUGAAGACUUGAUGGAUAACACCAGAUAUGGCGGAAUCUACAGCACUGAAAAUACAACAAUACAAGCCUUUUGGCAAGUCCUUAGAGAAUUCAGUGAAACACAAAAACGUCAACUUCUGAAAUUUGUCACCAGCUGUUCUAGGCCUCCACUCCUGGGAUUCAAGGAACUGCAGCCACCAUUCUGUAUCCAGCCAUCAGGAUCAGAGGAUCGUCUUCCUACUGCUUCCACAUGCAUGAACCUCCUCAAGUUGCCAGAGUAUAAAAAUGAGCACACGCUCAGAGAGAAACUUCUUUAUGCCAUUACAUCUGGUUCAGGUUUUGAGCUGUCCUAAAACAUGGUAUUGAUAGCUGCAAGGAAUAUUAAAUUUUUAUUGUGUGGUGUUAGCUCAACUACUGAUAGACAAUGGUCAAUGAGAUCAAAAGUUUUAAUGUGAAUCAAGUCCCAUCAGUUCGAUGAAUUAUGCAACCUGAGGGAAGGAAGCACCCUUACUAUGAGUGAACAAGUUGCUUGCUUAAUAUGUUUGAGUUCCAGGUAAUGAACUGAGUGAUAUUGCUAUUUCCAGCAACAUUUUAGCCCCCAAAAUGAAACUGAAAUAUUCAUAUAUAUACUAGUACUGGUCCUCUCUUAAGCAUAUGUGUUAUUACCAUUAUAUGAAAACUAACUUAUUUCUAGAGUUUGGACAAUAUUUUGUGACAUACAGUAAUCCAAACCUCAUAGUUGAAAAAAGAAAUCUACUUCCAAGUGCAUGCAUGUGUGCAUACACACACACACACACACACACACACACACCUUUCAAUAUAUGCAUUAGUAAAACCAUCCCUUGGUUUGUGUUCAACUCUAAUUGGUCUUAUGUUCUCACCUUUAAUAGUAGCUCAUAUUAUGUUGCUCAGUGUUCCUCAAACCACAAAAUUACACUGGUCACCAAUUAUUUUAUUACUAAAGAUAGAAUUUGUAAUUUGGGGACUAUAAUCUUAAAAAUUGUUUUUCUAAGUCAGCUACAGUUUCUCAAAUAAUGGAUACUCCUCAUAUAGGAAAAUUCAGUGUCACUUGGCCUUCACUUCUAAAUAUUUUGUUGCUGAACAGAUGUUUAAAGGUCAUAACUGAUAUUUAAUCUUUAACAUAUCGAUUUCAUGGAAGACGAUAAGGCAGGGAAUUAAUGGUCAAGCAUAGUGUAGCCACAAUCACAAUUAUGGGAACUCAAAAGAAUCUCUCUCUCUCUCUCUCUCUCUCUCUCAGUAAAAACCUUCACUCGUGUAGUAAAAAGUCUUCACCUUCAACUUCAUGAAACGCUCUACUAGCUCAUCCUUCCAUUUUUUAAGCAGCCUUCCUCUCCUACUACAGUUCUCAAUUUCACAAGCAUACAUGACUUUCAUUCCCUUUUCAUUCUCUUAAUAUAGCAAAAUUUAAUUCAACCACUCCACUCUAAACCUCAUUUACACACUUCCAUAUAUAUAUAUAUAUAUAUAUAUAUAUAUAUAUAUAUAUAUAUAUAUAUAUAUAUAUAUAUAUAUAUAUAUAUAUAUAUAUAUUCCUCUCCUCCCUUCUUUUCACUCAACAUGUCCUGUACAAACACCUGAUCUCCAAAACAAGUAUUUUGGGCUAGUGGACAUUAUUUCACAUCUAAAAAAUAUUUGUAUUCUAAUUCCAUGGACACAUUCCUCCUAUUUGUGAUUCUUUCAAGUGGUCCUAUGAUGCACUACCUUUCACAAGCCCCUCUCAUUUCAUCUCCCAAUAUUUUUAUAAUACUGGUCUCAUUUAUACAACAAAUAAAAUGGAAAAGAUUACUUUUUGAGAUAAAAGUAAGAUCUUAGUAAAUAAAAAAAAAUCAUGCAUUUGACUUAAAGGAGUAAAUAAAAAAAAAAAAAACAUGCAUUUAAUGAAAGAGACCAAGACUUUCAAAUGGAGAGGAGACGUGUGUAAGAGGAGUGUGUGGGCUGGCAAGACAUAUAAUCAGAGUGCUCUGUGGAUAUGUCUCAAUUUUUGCAAAGGUAAUACAUUGCUAGUUGGCUGAGUGGAAAUGUGUGGCUCAUUGAGGUAAUUCAGACAUAUGGGAAUGAAAAAUUCAUUUAUGAAGGGAACUGCAAAUGAAACUGGAACAUGCCAACAGUAUAAUGGAUACAAUAAUGGGGCGAGUACUGGAGGGAGAGGGAUGGAAGGUAGUUUUGAUCACACACUCAGGGUAAGCUGCAAAAAAAAAAAAAAAAAAAUGGAAAGAUCAACACAUUCUGCUGUGGCCACCCUACAUAGGAAAAUCCUCACAAGGAGACAAUACAUUGAAGAUGCAGAUGCAUACACAAGCAUUAUGGCACAUUCAACAGCCAUGAGAGAGUAUUCAUUAUAUUGAAAACUUGAGCCCAAUUUAGUCUUAUUCUUAUUACUGUAAUUCUUUUAGAUUCAACAACAGCUAAAACACUACAUUCUGUUAAAUGCCUUUGGUAAAUACCCUUGGCAGGUAUAACUUUUUUUUCCUGUAAUUCAUAAUUUUUGAAAGGCACUUUGUUUAUAUGUGUCAACUUACUGCUAGGGCAGUUUCUACAGUUGCUAUCCUUGAGAUUGGAUAUUUUUAUAUCAAGUGGAAAUAUAAAAGCUAAAACACACAGCUUCAUUUCCUCAGGUCUAACCAUGCAUCAAGCAAAUAAAAUAAAAUAAAAUUAAAAAAUAAAACCAUGUUAAGUAAAUAUAUAGCAAAGAAUGAUCAGGUCAGCCUUUCCAAAAAGUUAAACUAUUUUUCAAGUAUAAUCUUUAGCUGCCUCCAUAUUGAGAGCUAACGCUUUUUCAUUGAAAGUGUUUCUCAUCGUUGAAUUUUUUCACUUCACUGGGGAGUAUCCAUUUUUCAUUUUGCUGUGUUGAUUUUCAGUAACCAAAAGUUAUUAUUUAUUUUCUUUCCUAAAGGUCUCCAACAUAUAAUGUGCAGGUCACACCAGUCUUAUUUUAUACAAAGUCUGUGAUAGGGAAUCUUACUUUACUUUACUAUUACAUUCUGUAACUCUCCUUCACCGUCUCAUGCUCAAAACAAAUUAUAUUCAUGUGCACACACACACACACACACACACACACACACACACACACACACACACACACACACACACACACACACUGAGUUUCAUUCUAUUUUUUCUAUUUGAAAAUGAAUUAAAGCUAAAAAAAUCCUGGCUACCCUGUGUGUACAUACAUAUAUAUGUGCAGUCUCUUUUUUUUUUCCCUGAAAUGCUACUCUGUACAUGCCCAAGAUUACAAGAUUAUGCAAUGAUCAUACAAAGUUUGGUGAAUUUGUGUUUCUCUGUCUUAGCAAGGCAGGUUGUAAGUGCAACACUGCAAGAAAAAUGUAGGUCAGUACUGAUAUUCUAAAAUGCUGCAGACAUCUUAAGUUUCAAUAGUUCUUUCAUUUAUACCAAAACUUUAACCUUUAUAUGUUCUUUUGUAAUCUUUAUCUCAAAUAUCUAUUUAUUUGCUUACAUUAUGUUUGCAAGGGACAGCAUUGUAAGAUAAUGAAAAGGAUAAAUACUGCAUAACAUUAAAAUGCAUAUCCAUUCAAAGGAUUAGAUAAGGAUUUGGUUUUACUGCAGAUGUGCAAGUUUCCUGUACAUAUGAAUAUAUUACUGUAUGUAAGUAAAAUAUGAUCACAAUAUAUAAUU